UCGUCGUCAGGUUCGGAGAACAGCAUUUCGUACCCCUGCAUUCGAAUUCCGCUGCUGACAGUGGAUGCUCCCAAUCUCUCCUUCGGGAAUUGGCGUUCUGGGUCCAGAGAGAAUUUUGAUGUUAGCUGCCGCUUUAAUCGAAGUUCUCGAGGGCUGCGACCUCUGCCUGCCGCGGAAAUUAGCUUCGAAAUCGAGCGCUAGAGUCUUUUGAUUUGUUGGUGGAGUAGUGAGAGGCGAGAUGUAUUCCGAUUCGGGAGCAGAUGGCGGGUCGCUCUUCGGAGGUGGGGGAUUCAUGCCCUCUCAGUCCGCGGGGCUGAACGACAACUCGUUUUCUCCCGGUGGAGGCUCGAAGAAAGGCGGCUCCCAGAGUAGCGGUCUGAUUCCUUUGACUGUGAAGCAGUUGAGCUCGGCAUCUCAAAAGCCGUCUGAUGACAAUUUUUACGUUGACGGCCAGGAAGUUAACAAUAUCACUUUAGUGGGGAUGGUCUUCAACAAAGAAGAAAAAGUUACCGAUGUCUCCUUCAUUCUCGACGAUUUCACCGGCAGAAUUGAGGUUAAGAAAUGGAUUGAUGGUCAAGAUUCAGAAGAGCUCGUGGAGUUGCGCAAUAUCAGGAAUGGUAUAUACGUUCGGAUAUACGGGCAUCUCAGAUCAUUUCAGGGGAAACGAAACGUUGUUGCCUUCUCCGUGAGACCUAUCAAGGAGUUUGAUGAGGUCACAUUUCACUUCGUGGAAGCUAUCUACGUCCACGCUUUCAACAUGAAGACUCAGGGAGGUUUGGCGGGAUCCAGAACUCCUGCUAGUACUGCAGUUCCAUACAGUGGGCACCCUGCGUCCUCCAUGACUCCUAAUCCAAGCGUGAACAUGCGUACUAAUCUUGCGAAUCAGUACAUGGCCCCAGCAUCAGUGCCAGUAGGAAGCAACUCUGUGGACGAGUGCCAAAGGAGGGUGCAUGCUCUAUUUGAUGAGCCCGCUAACUUGGCUAUUGAGCAAGGCCUGCAUGUGGACGAUGUGGCACGCAAAAUGGUUGGCUACUCUAAGCAACAAGUCAAGGAUGCUAUCGAGUUUCUGGUGAAUGAAGGAUUCAUCUAUUCAACGAUUGACGAUGAUCACUUCAAGUCGACAAAUGGGUAAUCUAGUCUACGUAGGAACGCUCCGAAAGGGAGACGGUGGCAGUCAGACCGUUAGAAGCGGUCGGAGAGACGGACCUUGUGUGAGGGGUUUGUAUUCCCCUAUUAUUGUCAAAGCUACGUCGAUGAUCUCCAGGUAGAAGAGAUCAACUUCCAGAGGUCACGCUACUCCCCUACACUUGUAAAUGCCAACUUUUAGAUGCAGCCCUGGGGGGUUUUUUUUGUACAUUGAGAAAAUUAGGAGGGUUCUAGUGAAUUAAUGGAAGAGAAGUACAGUGAGGAAGGUGAAAAAGGUGUAGCUGACUAGCAGCACUGCAAGGAUGCCUCUCUUUUGAGACACGCAUGUUCCUACAUCGCAAGAGAGUGUUCCCUGGAAGGCUGUAGAACCCCACAUUAGAGCUUGAAUGCCAAUAUCAUUGAGGUGUCCAAUUGAAAGCCUAUGGGCACCACUUAUUUCUGUGGAUGUUAGUUGAAAUAAUUUGUGCACUUCGCUUAUGCUGAGUUCCCCAUGACCAACAGUUAACCCG
Molecule: messenger RNA, 1655 nt
Organism: Marchantia polymorpha subsp. ruderalis
Lineage: Eukaryota; Viridiplantae; Streptophyta; Marchantiopsida; Marchantiales; Marchantiaceae
Source: the annotation of a GenBank genome assembly